AUGUUUGAAUCAUCAGAAACUCCAAGUGCGACAGAUCAUAUGGUCGAAAAACAUAUUCCCACAAUUGUCGUAUUCGGUGAUCAAUCAAGCGGAAAAAGAUCCAUUAUGACAAGAUUAACUGGCUUACCAAUGCCAAGAGAAUCCACAAAACGCAUGACGACGCCUUUCGAAAUACGUCUCCUACAAACCGAGGAACCAAUACGUAAAAUCACUUUACAUUACAUAGAAGACUGUGAUCGAAAAGCGAUACAACUAAGAGAAGUUGAAUUUGCCGAUAUAACGAAUUCAAAUCAAAUGGAUAUCGAAAACAAAUUACGUGAAGCUCAACGUUAUCUACAAAACCCAAGUAUUAGAGAUAUCAAUUCAAGAUUGCCAAAUGAUCCAAGUGAUGAUGAAUUACCGAUAACUAAAAAUACUGUAUGUAUUACAAUUGGUGGACCCAAGCAAAAUUAUAGUUUGUCUAUGGUUGUUUUACCAGGACUCAUACGAGAGUACGAAAGUUUUACAAUAUCCUUAAUUAAGGAAUAUAUUAAUAGUGACUCGGCAAUUCUAGUUCCAACUAUUAAUGCAAACGCAGAUAUUUCUAUACAAUGUGCAUUGUAUCUUGCACGUCAAGCAGAUCCGGAUGGUGUUCGUACUCAUUUGGAACUUGCUAAUCUAGUAAAAUUUAAAGGAGAGCAUCAAAUUGCAAAUGGUUUUUACGUUAUACGAAAUCAAUCUAGCGUAAAAUCGGAAAAAUCGGAUGAUUCAUUGGAAAGCGAUACAAUUAAGGAACUUAAAAAACACAGAACUUGGAAAGAUAUUCCAAGUAAUAAGUUUGGCUUACAAAAUUUUGUUAUGAAAUUAAUUGAACUACAGGGUCAAGUCUAUUUAAAUAACCUUCCGCAUAAGUCUGUUGAAAUCCAAACCAUACGUUUUUUGGAUUUUGAUGACAUUUUAAAGAACCUUCGGCAUAUUCCUGUUGAUAAUCCAACUCGUUUCUUGGAAUUAAUUAGAAAAUUUGACAAAGAGUUCAUUAAUCACGAUCACGUAAACCAUAAGUUAUAUCGUGGACUACAAUGGAACUAUUCUCAAUUUAAUCAACAAUUAUUAACCACUCGUCCAAUAUACAAUCUCACGAGUGACGAAGGGGUGACGAAUACUGAAUUUUUUGAUCCCAUAAAUCCUGAUUCAUUACCAUUUACAACAGAUUUACGUGAACCAAUUGCACUUGAUGGUUGGGGAUCUAAUCAUUACCAUAACGAUAGAAAUGUAUGGACAAUAGAUCUACUUAAUGAAGCUGUGCAAGAAAGUCAAUUUGGACAAUUGGCUGGUCAUUUUCCAUACAAAUCCGUAAUUCAUAUUGUUGAAAACCAUCAAACGGAGUGGAUUUCAUUUUCUAAGAGAUUAUUGAAUAAAAAUACCGAUUUUUUUGCACGAAUGAUUGAUGAAUUAAUAGAUAACUAUUUUCAAGAAUUUCCAAACCUCAUUGGAGAAAUCAAAUACGUUUUAUGUGAAUUAUUAAGAAAGUGCGAGGUUGAAACAUUAAAUCGUCUUAAAGAACAUGAAGAUUUGGAGCAUAUUUCAGCUAAUAGGGCUCUUUAUUUAACUGAUGAAACCAGCCUUCUAAAGAAACAAUCAAAAUAUUUAUUCAAGCUUCAAAAUUUGUCUUCUAGCUCAAGGCAAAUGAAUAAAGAAUUAAAAGCAGUUCUUGAGUUAGGAACUGAAUUAUUUGACAUGAUGUAUAAUGAUGAAGAAGAAAUUGAUGCUACUAUAAAAAAUACAUCUUUGGAUAGAUCAAUUUGUAUAAUAUCCGCUGUCACGGGAGCAUUAGCAUAUUGGAAAAGUUCCUACUCAAAAUAUCGAGAAAAUGUAUCACGUAUAGAACAACAAACUGACAAUCUAGAUUUGGAGAGUUCAUCCAUCAGUAGCAAUCGUGCAGAAUGGGAAAAAAAUGUUAAUACUCACUCUUAA
Messenger RNA from Funneliformis geosporum, 1953 nucleotides. NCBI's taxonomy places the organism in Eukaryota, Fungi, Glomeromycota, Glomeromycetes, Glomerales, Glomeraceae. The record is from the annotation of a GenBank genome assembly.